Messenger RNA from Gossypium arboreum, 1593 nucleotides. RefSeq names its product spermidine coumaroyl-CoA acyltransferase. Bases 87 to 1469 code for a protein of 460 amino acids. The record is from RefSeq and is a predicted model, not a curated record. The transcript has a single exon. Lineage: Eukaryota; Viridiplantae; Streptophyta; Magnoliopsida; Malvales; Malvaceae.
ACUCUCUAUAUAAUGGAGCACUUCCAUUUUCCAUUACCUAUCUAAACCUCACCUUUAGACCUUUGAAUUUUUCUCCCAAAUCUCCAAUGGCAACCCACAGUAGCAUCAUGUUCUCAGUUGAUAGAAAAGACAUAGUGUUCGUUAAACCCUCCAAACCAACACCCUCACACCUUCUAUCUCUCUCCACCAUUGACAAUGAUCUUAACCUUGAGAUCAUGUGCCACACUGUUUUCGUAUACCAAUCAAAUGCCGAUUUUUGUACUAAGGGAGAAGAGAUAAAAGAUCCAGCUUCCAUAAUCAAGGAAGCUCUUUCUAACCUCUUAGUUUUUUACUAUCCACUAGCAGGGAAGAUGAAGAGGGAGAGCGAUGGGAAACUUCGAAUCACUUGCAAUACUGAUGAUGGGGUGCCUUUCUUAGUAGCAACUGCAAAUUGCAAGCUCUCUUCGUUGAAUUACUUGGACGGCAUAGACGUUAAAACUGGUAAAGAAUUUGCAUUGGAUUUCCCAUCAGAAUCUGACGAUGGUUAUCACCCUUUAGUCAUGCAGGUGACCAAGUUCGUAUGUGGAGGGUUCACCAUUGCUUUGAGCUUAUCACACUCGGUUUGCGAUGGCUUUGGUGCAGCUCAGGUCUUUCAAGCCUUGGCUGAGCUUGCAAGUGGUAACAACGAGCCCUCGGUUAAACCAGUAUGGGAUAGGCACUUACUGGUAGCCAAACCUAUCGAAGCAAUCCCUCCAUAUAUGCUCGAUAAGGCCUCGUCUGCAACUUCACCAUAUCUGCCAUCUACUGACAUAGUCCAUGAUUGCUUUUAUGUAACCGAAGACAGCAUAAAAGCCUUGAAAAUGAGUUUGAUCAAAGAAAGAAAAGAUGAAACAGUGACCAGCCUUGAGGUCCUAUCCGCCUAUAUAUGGAGAGCAAGGUUCAGAGCAUUAAAAUUGAACCCAGAUGGAAAAACAAUGUUCUCCAUGGCUGUAGGUAUGAGACGCACUGUGAAACCACCAUUGCCUGAAGGAUACUAUGGCAAUGCUUUCACCGCAGCAAAUGCAUCCAUGACAGGGAAGGAACUCAAUGAAGGGUCGCUCACAAAAGCUGUGAAACAAAUCAAGGAGGGCAAAAAGCUUGCUACCAACAAUGACUAUAUAUGGAACUUGAUGAGCAUUAACGAGAAACUGAGGGAACUAAACAUGAAGUUUGAAGCAGCCAGUGGUGCAAUCAUGGUGAUAACAGACUGGAGACGGUUGGGUCUAGUGGAAGACAUAGAUUUUGGAUGGAAAGGAUGUGUGAACAUGAUACCAUUGCCAUGGAACAUGUUUGGGUACGUGGAUUUGGUGUUUUUAUUGCCUCCUUGCAAACUGGACCAAUCAAUGAAAGGCGGAGCUAGGGUGUUGGUUUCCCUACCUAGAGCUGCUAUUGCCAAAUUCAGGGAAGAAAUGGAUGCUCUCAAGCAUGGUGACGAUGCUGCUGGCCAUUAGUUGAACUUGUCGACCUAUGUAUGCACGUUGUUUUAACAUUUUAAGUUGAUAAUGUUGUGUUUUAUCGUAUUACAUAUAUGUGUUAUUAAAUUAUUGUAGUGGAAAGAACAAUGAGUUAGAAGAA